Messenger RNA from Antrostomus carolinensis (chuck-will's-widow), 244 nucleotides. Its product is annotated as forkhead box protein A1-A-like. Gene Ontology annotation, molecular function: transcription factor binding; DNA-binding transcription factor activity, RNA polymerase II-specific; protein domain specific binding. The annotation marks the transcript as partial. Gene Ontology annotation, biological process: anatomical structure morphogenesis; cell differentiation; regulation of transcription by RNA polymerase II. The record is from RefSeq and is a predicted model, not a curated record. The transcript has a single exon. NCBI's taxonomy places the organism in Eukaryota, Metazoa, Chordata, Aves, Caprimulgiformes, Caprimulgidae.
AUGGCCUACACCCAGUCCAACCUCGGCAGGACGCGGGACGCCAAGACCUUCAAGCGGAGCUACCCCCACGCCAAGCCGCCCUACUCCUAUAUCUCCCUCAUCACCAUGGCCAUCCAGCAGGCACCCAGCAAGAUGCUGACGCUGAGCGAGAUCUACCAGUGGAUCAUGGACCUUUUCCCCUACUACCGGCAGAACCAGCAGCGCUGGCAGAACAGCAUCCGCCACUCGCUCUCCUUCAACGACC